Molecule: messenger RNA, 1101 nt
Organism: Gavia stellata (red-throated loon)
Lineage: Eukaryota; Metazoa; Chordata; Aves; Gaviiformes; Gaviidae
Gene: USP12
Product: ubiquitin specific peptidase 12
Exons: 9
Coding region: 15-1079 (354 amino acids)
Biological process (GO): protein deubiquitination
Cellular component (GO): nucleus; cytosol
Molecular function (GO): cysteine-type endopeptidase activity; cysteine-type deubiquitinase activity
Source: RefSeq, a predicted model, not a curated record
CCUCCAUCUGUACCAUGGGCGCCAAUGCCUCCGCUUUGGAGAAAGAGAUUGGUCCGGAACAAUUUCCAGUCAAUGAGCAUUAUUUUGGUUUGGUUAAUUUUGGGAAUACAUGCUACUGCAAUUCAGUUCUUCAGGCACUUUAUUUUUGUCGACCAUUUCGAGACAAGGUCUUAGCAUACAAGAGUCAACCAAGAAAAAAAGAGAAUCUUCUCACAUGCUUAGCUGAUCUCUUCCACAGUAUAGCCACCCAGAAGAAGAAAGUUGGAGUAAUACCCCCCAAGAAAUUUAUAACAAGAUUACGAAAAGAAAAUGAGCUUUUUGAUAACUACAUGCAGCAGGAUGCACAUGAGUUCUUAAACUAUCUACUAAAUACAAUUGCGGAUAUCUUGCAAGAGGAAAGAAAGCAAGAGAAACAAAAUGGUCGCCUACCUAAUGGCAACAUCGACAAUGAAAAUAACAGCCCGCCUGACCCAACCUGGGUUCAUGAAAUCUUUCAGGGAACAUUAACUAAUGAAACCAGAUGUCUUACAUGUGAAACCAUAAGCAGCAAAGAUGAAGACUUCUUAGACCUUUCAGUUGAUGUGGAGCAGAAUACUUCAAUCACUCAUUGUUUAAGGGGUUUCAGCAAUACAGAAACUCUGUGCAGUGAAUACAAAUAUUACUGUGAAGAAUGUCGCAGUAAGCAAGAAGCACAUAAAAGGAUGAAAGUGAAAAAGCUGCCUAUGAUUCUAGCUCUCCAUUUGAAGAGAUUUAAAUACAUGGAUCAGCUGCAUCGAUACACAAAACUCUCUUAUAGAGUAGUUUUUCCUUUAGAGCUUCGUUUAUUUAACACCUCAGGAGAUGCCACCAAUCCUGACAGAAUGUAUGACCUUGUUGCUGUGGUAGUUCAUUGUGGAAGUGGCCCUAACAGAGGACAUUAUAUUGCAAUAGUGAAGAGUCAUGAUUUUUGGUUGCUUUUUGAUGAUGAUAUUGUUGAGAAAAUUGAUGCACAAGCUAUUGAAGAAUUCUACGGGUUGACAUCAGACAUCUCAAAGAACUCUGAGUCUGGCUACAUCCUCUUCUAUCAGUCUCGGGAUUGAGGGGGAACUGUAGGGAAGAGAG